AUGUUCCCUUCGCGCUGCUUGCGCCAAUCCGCGCGCCGCAUUAAUAAGACAGCUGCCCGCCGCACCCAAAGAGCUUGUCCUGCGCGCUCUGGCACCGCCACCACCACCACUCCCGCCGCGCGCAGGCCUUUUCCGCGCUCAAUUGCCAUCCUCACCGCCAUUGGCACCGCCGGUGCCAUUUAUCAGUAUUCUGCUGGGAACCAGAUCCACCGUAAUGUCUAUGCCGAAGCUCCCGAGGAGCCCCAGCUCGUCUUCGAGAAGCCCCGGAAGGAGGCCCGCUCGAAGGAGGAGAACAGAGACAUAAUCAGCUCGCAGCAUCUACAGGUCAAGAGGAGCUGGGAGAAUCCUGGUCUCUAUGCCUGGGGCUCCAAUGACGGCAAGGUCGUUGCGCCCGACAGCCAGGAAAGGCACAUCAAGACCCCGCGCCGCCUGAGUUUUUUCGAUGGCCUGCUGCUGCGCGACGUGAAGCUCGACCGUUUCGUUGGGGCUGCCAUCAACGAAAAGGGCGACCUGCUGCAAUGGGGAACCGCAUAUGACAAGGAUUGCGUUGCGCCAGCAGUCACGCUGAAGGGAAAAAACCUGAAGUCGUUGACCCUGUCCAGGGACCGUGUAAUUGCCCUGGCAUCCAACGGCAAGGUUUAUUCGGUCCCCGUAUCAAAGGAAGAGCAGGAGACGGGCAAGAAGGCUUCCGAGAGCAGUUGGAUUCCCUUCUGGAGCUCUACCGCGCCAGUCAGCUACCGCACAAUCGAACCCGCGACCCUCAAGUCAGGCGAGAAGAUCACCUCCGUUGCCGGUGGACUAGAGCACGUCCUUCUACUCACUUCCAAGGGCCGACUCUUUUCCUCCGCUUCCAGCGCUCUCGACUAUCCUAGCAAGGGCCAACUUGGCAUUCCCGGUCUGAGCUGGCAAACCCGCCCACAGGGGGCAUACGACCUUCCUCAUGAGAUCACCACCCUCAAUGGUUUUGACAUUGUCAAGAUUGCUGCCGGAGACUACCACAGCGUAGCCGCUGACAAGGAAGGUCGAGUCUUCAGCUUCGGUGACAACUCCUUCGGCCAACUGGGCGUCCGCUACGAUUCAGAGGUCCCAUUCGUCGACGCCCCGUCCCUGGUCCCCAUCUCGAGCCUCUACCGCGGAACCGGUCUCGUCCCCAAGGUCACGGGCGUCGCCGCCGGCGGCAACAACAGCUACUUCACUAUCGACGCGACGCGCGUGUCCAACCCAGGCGCCGACGACGCUCUCGCGCGACGCAACCUUGGCAACGUGACCGCCGAUGCGUGGGCGUGCGGCCAGGGCAUCUGGGGCGGCCUGGGCAAUGGUCGGUGGACGCACGUGCAGGACACGCCCGUCAAGAUCCCCGCCUUUUCCGGCCUGUUCGAGUUCGACGAGAAGACGAGCAAGGUCGUGCCCAUCCGUCUCGCGCAGUUCGCCGUCGGCGCCAACCACGUCGCCGCCGUCAUGGACAACAUCGCCCAUCUGACCGCCGGCACCGUCGGCACCAGCAGAUCGAGUGAUCGCGAGUCCGAGAAUGAGACGAACUGGGGUGCCGACAUUCUCUUCUUUGGCAACAAUGAGCACUACCAGAUCGGCACGGGUAGACGCAAUAAUGUGAGCACUCCCAUCUACAUCCAGCCGCUGGACCAGGUCGCGGAGAGGAAGAUCAGGGGCAAGGAGGAGCAUCGGUUCCAGAUCACGCCGAAGAAGAAGGUCAAGCUGGACGGAAGAUGGGUCGAGUUGCAGCAGAAGGUGGAGUGUGGCCGGGGCGUGACGGCCGUGUAUUCUGGCGUGUAG
Molecule: messenger RNA, 1791 nt
Organism: Diplodia corticola
Lineage: Eukaryota; Fungi; Ascomycota; Dothideomycetes; Botryosphaeriales; Botryosphaeriaceae
Product: rrna processing protein
Exons: 1
Coding region: 1-1791 (596 amino acids)
Biological process (GO): mitochondrial respiratory chain complex III assembly
Cellular component (GO): mitochondrial inner membrane
Source: RefSeq, a predicted model, not a curated record